AUGGACGCCGAUUUCGAGGGUCAGCCAGAGGAAUGCCCAAUAUUCCUGUGUGCGUUCACGGAGACAACUGCAGCCUACCAGUGCACCGAGUUGGAGAACAACCAGAGGCUAGUGAAAGCCCUGAAGGGAGAGGCUCGCGAAACAGUGAAGUCGUUGCUCAUCCAUCCCAGCAACGUACAAGCUGUUAUGGAGCAGCUACGAUUCCGGUAUGGACGCCCGGAGCAACUGAUCCGCAGCCAAUUGGAGAGCGUGCGCGAAGUGCAGCCGAUUCAGGAGGCCAACAUCGCAAGGAUCGUGCCGUUCGCGACGAAGGUUAGCAACCUGUCAGCGUUUCUGCAGUCGACCGCGACCGGCAGCCAGCACCUAGCCAACCCAACCCUAAUGGAGGAGCUGACAGCCAAGUUGCCGCUAAACAAGAGGUUGGACUGGGCAAGGCACGCGGCCACGAUACAGCCGUAUCCGACGGUGGCGCACCUGAGCGAGUGGCUCCAUGAAUUGGCCAAACUGGUGUGCACUGUCACGGACGCCGGAGCCAGAGAACAACCGAAGCGAAGGAUUCUGCACGCGAAUAGUGUUCGCGAGGAGGAGCGAUAUGUCGACCGCCCCAGAUGCUGCCCUAUAUGCGAGGGACAGCACCAGGUAAGGGACUGCAAGGACUUCAUCAGCGCCUCUACAAUUACACGGAUCGAGUCCGCGAGGAAGCGACGACUGUGCUUCUCGUGCCUGGAGCCCGGACACAUGUCCCGGUUCUGCAGGAAGAGCCGCGGAUGCAACGUCCUCGGAUGCCAGAUGAGGCAUCACCACCUGCUCCACGAAGUACCUGAACGAUCCAAACGGCCGCCAGUCGCAGAUGGGGGCCACAGGAGGGAUCAGGACCGACAGCCGUACAGAGACGACAACAAUCGGAGGGGAGUGCCACGGUCAGUGGAUUCCAGCGAAAGGAACCAUCCUACGACGGCCGCAGUUGUAGACGCGCGCCGUGAGCGGGAUGAAGGGCGAUCGGCGUACGAUCGCCAGGAGUUGCCGCACCGAAACCUCAACAUCGACUCAAUUGGAUGCCACCUGCUGUUCAGGAUUCUACCCGUGACGCUGUACGGCGAGAAUACGAAGGUCGACACGUACGCACUGCUGGAUGAAGGAUCGUCUGUCACACUCAUCGACGACGAACUCAUCCGCAGCCUGAACCUGAAAGGCGGGAGUCGACAGCUGAAUGUGCAAUGGUUUGGUGGAAAAUACGCCAAAGAGCACACGAAGGUGGUCAGCCUGCAGAUCAGCGCAGCGGGCAAACCAAAGCGCCAUGGGCUGAAAAAUGUGUACGGAGUGGCCAAUCUGAACCUUCCGAUGCAGAGCCUGCGUCAGGAGGAUGUACAAGCAGUGAAGGCGAACACGCGUCUGCCGGUGAUGCCGUACAACAAUGCGACGCCGAGGAUCCUAAUUGGACUGGAUCAUGCGCAUUUAGGAGUACCCUUCAGAACCAAAAGUUAUGGAUCUGGAGGGCCCCGAGCUCGCCGCCUCGAGACCGAGAAUUUCGGAGCGAAGCCGGUGCAGACAGUCGCAGCUGGCAGAGUGGACCUGGAGCAGUCAGUCGGAGAUAGCGGCGACGCACGGGCCCUGAGCACCCUGGAGAAGACCACCAAACGUGUAGGCCAGAGAUACGAGACCGGGCUACUAUGGAAGGACGACGAAGUCAGAUUGCCGGAGAGCUACAGCAUGGCCCUCAGGAGGCUCGUCAACAUAGAGCGUAAAAUGAAGCGCGAUGUGGACUUCGCGUCGGCUUACAUCCGGAUAAUGGACGAUUAUGUCAAGAAGGGAUACGAACGACGACUGGAGGCCCAGGAAGUCCAGAGGUUUCAGGAGGGCAAAGUGUGGUACCUGCCGCACUUCGGAGUGGAAAACCCGAACAAGCCUGGGAAAAUCCGGCUGGUUUUCGAUGCGGCUGCCAAGGUGGACGGUGUGUCUUUGAAUUCAGCGCUACUGAAAGGCCCACAGCGCUACAAGCCCCUCCCAGCAGUGCUCUUCCAUUUUCGGGAAGGAGCGGUUGGAGUUUGUGCAGACAUCAAGGAGAUGUUUCAUCAGGUACUGAUGCAGCCGAAGGACAGAUGCGCCCAGAGGUUUCUGUGGAGAGACGGAGACGACCAGCGAGAGCCGGACGUAAAGAUGGCAGUAAUGACCAGCACGGACCCGCGAGCAGCCCUGGCCAUCAACGAAUACCACUACGUGGAUGACUACGUCGACAGUUUCGCCAGCGAGGACAAAGCUAUCGCCAUCUCGACACGGGUGAGAGAAAUUCACGCUGAAGCAGGUUUUGAUUUGUGCCGAUUUACCUCCAGUUCGGCAAGUGUGGUCAGAGCGCUGAACCCACUUGAGCCCAUCGCCAGCGUCGGAUGGACCGAAGCUGAGGAGUAG
Molecule: messenger RNA, 2406 nt
Organism: Drosophila biarmipes
Lineage: Eukaryota; Metazoa; Arthropoda; Insecta; Diptera; Drosophilidae
Exons: 3
Coding region: 1-2406 (801 amino acids)
Molecular function (GO): zinc ion binding; nucleic acid binding
Source: RefSeq, a predicted model, not a curated record